GUAUUUACGAUGCGUGUGUUUCUCGGUGGAAUAUUUGUUGCUUUUUUCCUGGUUGUCCAAGGCGCGAAGAAGAAUGUUUUAUUUAUAAUAUCUGAUGAUUUGAGACCACAGCUCGACCUAUACAAGGAAUUUAACCUCGGACCUACAUAUACACCAAAUCUCGAUGAUCUCGCUGGUAAAAGUUUGUUGGUCAAGAGAGCCUAUGUUCAGUUUGGUCUGUGUUCGCCAAGUCGAUCAUCUUUCUUAACGGGUCGCAGACCCGACACGACCCACGUCUACGAUCUGCACAGUUAUUUCCGUAAUGCCGGAGGCAACUUUACAACCCUGCCUCAGUAUUUUAAGAACAAUGGAUACAGGAGUGUGGGUAUGGGUAAAAUAUUUCACCCGGGCGCGGUAGCGUCUAACAAUAAUGAUCCUUUAUCUUGGAAUGAAUUUUAUCUAGAACCUGCGAGUGAUGCUGGUGGACCCGGUGGAUCCGGUGGACCCGGUGGACCCGGUGAACACAACGGACCAGGCGGACCCAGCGGACCAGGCGGCCACGGUGUACCCGACGGGCACGGCGGACCUGACGGACACGGCGGACCCGAAGGACACGGCGGACCCGAAGGUCACGGCGGAUCCGCAGGACACGGCGGACCCGAAGAACACGGUGGACCUGAAGGACACGGCAGACCCGAAGGACACGUCGGACCUGAAGGACACGGCGGGCAGGGUGGUCCCCUUUUGGAAACCGAACGUGAUGUCAGUUGGAGAGCCGUCUCUGAUGCCGAACGACUUCAAGAUCCAUUAGACGAUGAUAAAAUCGCAGCCCAAGCUAAGACGUCUCUAAAUGAACUAUCAAAAGGUGAUCAACCAUUUUUCUUGGCCGUUGGCUUCACUAAGCCUCAUUUACCUUUUGUCUUCCCACAGAAAUAUUUGACACAUUUUCCUUUAUCUGAAAUCCACCUUCCUAACAAUGCCUACGCUCCUAUAGAUAUGCCGAGAUUGGCUUGGUAUAACAUGGUUGAAAUUAGAGAUUACCAGGAUAUACGCGCCUUAAACAGCACUGGCCAGCCAAACACUACCUUUCCUGAUAAUAUAGUCAAAGAUUUAAGACGAGCCUACUUUAGCACGGUCUCAUACAUGGAUGAUUUGGUCGGAGAUGUUUUGGCGGAAUUAAAGAAGCUAAAUUUGAUGGAUGAUACAAUCAUUGCUGUUAUAGGGGAUCACGGAUACAACUUAGGUGAACAUGGGCUGUGGGGUAAGCAAACAAACUUUGACGACGCAUUACAUGCCCCAAUGAUGAUCCGCGUUCCGGGUAUGACUGAUCAAGGUGCUGUCACAAAUCAACUCGUCGAAUUUGUGGACCUGUUUCCCACUAUAGCCGAGGCAGCUGGACUUCCUGAGGUACCCCUCUGCCCAGAAGAAUCAUCUCAUGUAACUGUCUGCACGGAAGGAAAAAGUAUGCUCAACUUAAUUAAAAAUCCGACCGCACAGGGGAAAACUGCCGCCUUCUCACAAACCUAUAGCCGUGAUGACAAUGCAAUGGGAUAUACGGUAAGGACGGAUAGAUACCGUUACACCGAAUGGGUUCAGUUUGAUGGAGCACCGACCUAUAAAGCAGAUAUGUCACAAACGAUAAGCCGGGAACUAUACGAUCACUCCCACGACAUGCAAGAAAAUGUAAACCUGGCUGAUCAUCCUAAUAUGGCCAGCAUCGUGGCAUCCUUGAAGAAUACUCUACAUGUUGGAUGGAGAUCUGUUCAUACAGAUUUAAUUGGGAAAUAA
Messenger RNA from Patella vulgata (common limpet), 1767 nucleotides. RefSeq names its product iduronate 2-sulfatase. Gene Ontology annotation, molecular function: iduronate-2-sulfatase activity. Lineage: Eukaryota; Metazoa; Mollusca; Gastropoda; Patellidae. The record is from RefSeq and is a predicted model, not a curated record. Bases 10 to 1767 code for a protein of 585 amino acids. The transcript has a single exon.